AUGGAGGACGCGGCGGUUCGCCACCACAUGAGCUGCAUGACUCCUGACUAUGCUGCCAAGAAUUACUCGCGGUCCGACGUGCUGCAGCACAUGGACCUUCUAAAGGAGGCGUCGGCGCUUAAAGAGGGUGUGCCUGCGCUGCGGCUCGACAUGCGCGCGACCGACAGCGGCGACGCGAACGACCUCCUGCAGGUGUUACUCUUCAACAGUCGCAGCGCGUCGAACCAAUUCAGCGAGUUCCUCCUCAACCCUCUCAAGCUCGAAAUCGGCGCGCUUAUCGCCGUCGGCGCGUCGGGCGAGGUGCGCCGCGGCAGCUACGAGGGGAAGGCGGUGGCCGUGAAGAUAAUGAAGGGUGACACUAUCGAUCGCCACGCCAGCGCGACGGAAUUCCGGCAGGAAGUGCAGACGCUCAUGUCGUGCGACGAGUGCCCGCGACUGCUCGAGUUCGUCGGCGUGUGCCUCGACACGCGCCGUCGCAUGUGCAUCGUCACGCGACUCAUGGAGGGCGGCACGCUCAGUGACCUUGUGCGACGUCGCCACGGCGAGCGACUCCCGCUCGGCGACGCCCUGCGAAUCGCGCACGAUGUCGCAGAGGGGAUGUCGUUUCUCCACGGGCGCGGCGUGAUUCACCGCGACCUGAAAUCCGCCAACGUCCUCCUCGAUUCCGCCGGCCGCGCCGUCGUCGGCGAUUUCGGCGUGGCGCGGCUGAAGGGGGAGCGCGGCGACAUGACCAAGGAGGUCGGAACUUACCGUUGGAUGGCGCCCGAAGCGUUCGGUACGAGCGCGUGGCACGUGACGCACAAGAGCGACGUGUACAGCUUCGGAGUCGUGCUCUGGGAACUCGUCGCGUGUCAACUGCCGUUUGAGGAUUACACUCCGUUACAAGCCGCGGUGGCGGUGGCGCUUAACGGGUUGCGCCCGACGAUCCCGGCGGACUGCCCAGUGGGGCUGCGGCGGCUGAUUGAGCGGUGCUGGGAUAAGUGCCCUGAGGCGCGGCCUGAGUUUGACGAGGUCGUGAAGGAAAUCGCUGCGCUGCAAGAGCAGUUUUGUCCGUGGACCAGCUGUGGUGAUAAUCCUGCUGCUGAUGCUCCCUGA
Messenger RNA from Closterium sp. NIES-65, 1095 nucleotides. The record is from the annotation of a GenBank genome assembly. NCBI's taxonomy places the organism in Eukaryota, Viridiplantae, Streptophyta, Zygnematophyceae, Desmidiales, Closteriaceae.